This is a messenger RNA of Hydatigera taeniaeformis, 411 nucleotides long. Lineage: Eukaryota; Metazoa; Platyhelminthes; Cestoda; Cyclophyllidea; Taeniidae. The record is from the annotation of a GenBank genome assembly.
AUGGCUCGCACGAAGCAAACGGCUCGCAAAUCUACUGGUGGAAAAGCUCCUCGUAAACAGCUGGCCACUAAAGCCGCUCGCAAAUCAGCACCAUCGACUGGGGGUGUCAAGAAACCCCACCGGUACAGACCUGGCACGGUUGCUCUUCGUGAGAUUCGGCGCUACCAAAAGUCCACAGAAUUACUUAUUCGUAAACUACCUUUCCAACGAUUGGUUCGCGAAAUCGCUCAGGACUUCAAAACUGAUUUGCGCUUUCAAAGUGCUGCCGUGGGUGCGCUUCAGGAGGCCUCUGAAGCAUACUUGGUCGGUCUCUUUGAGGACACGAACUUGUGUGCUAUCCACGCUAAACGCGUUACUAUAAUGCCAAAAGACAUUCAAUUGGCUCGUCGCAUACGUGGCGAACGGGCGUAA